UUCGUAUCAAGCUGGGAAGAGUCUCGAGCUCCUCACAACUCAAACUGUUGAUAAAUGGAAGUGAACUGGGAACGCAAAGCAAGUUUAUGAUAAAUCAGCACUUGGUUAUAUUCUAAAUAUCGAUACUCAAACCAAAGGUACAUUGCAGCUUCCAAAGAAUGAAAAAUAGCUCACUAGGAGUAAUAAUGCCAUAUGUUGUUUUUCAAGUGUAUAUCUCUAGUGAAAGACCUUUCCAGUGUGAAUUCAGGAUCAAAGACAACAGUAACAAUAAAAAGAGGUUAAUUUUUUCCCAUUCUGCAAAGUCUAUCGUAAAGAAUCAGCUCCAUGCACGGAUCCCAAGUUCCUUCUUUAGAAAGAGCAUUUGGCUGAAUUUAUCGAUAAACGUAAAAGAAUUUUUCGAAUUUUGUUUCCAAGACUCGGAGUUUGUUUCAAUAGACGCGAUCAGUAUCUCCGCAUCGUGCAAGUGAAGGAAAAUAUUUUGAAUGAACUCACCCAUCGUGGAUACCAGCCUCCUUGAUGAUGAGUCAGGAAUCAUUCCAGAAGUAGAUUCAUGGGAAAAGAAUUGAGAGCCAAUUCCUAAAGCUAAUGAUUUCAAAUAUGGAGUUAAUUAUAUGAAUCAGCUUGUGAACGUUUCCAAAGUUGAUUACUUCCUUGCCUCGACUGUUGAUGACUCUAUCUUAGAGGACUCGAUGGCUGAUUCCAGAUCAAACAAAUCAUUUAUCUCAAAGACCAAAUCAAAGGGAAGAGCAACCUCCGGUAUCUCGCACUUGAAAAAAAAAAGAAGGGUGGGCCCUAAGAAAAAUGCUGAUCUAAUCGAUGAUAAUGGGUCGUACAUGAGCGGAGUUGAUAGCAAAAAGAACGUCAAAAAGAAGAAAAGGAUUGGCUCUACCUCGCCAUUUCCACAACAGAACUUACGUAACAAGAAGAAUCUCAGGAAGGAUGAAAAGUCAACUGACAUAGAUGAAGACUCUAAGCAAUGGGGCCUUGCAGGUAAAGGUAUUGACAAAAAGAACAGCACCAAAGUAACUCAUGAUACUACAUCUGAAAAUGGAGAUAAUUCUUGGAUAAUAUCCAAAGGUCAUGCCUCAAGUAACGAAAAGAAGAAAAGAGGAGCGAAAUUCUCAAGAGGGAAUUCAAAAAUCAGACCCAACAAAAACCCCAAAAGAGCUCCCAAGAAGAAAGAUUCCAAAGAGAUGGAGGAAGAGAAGAUUCAUGAAGAAAUAGAUGCUCAAGACUCCUAUAGCCACAAAUUUGAUGCUAGCAAAAAUUCUCCUCACAGAAAAGGACAGGGAAAGAAACCUCAGGAUUGUGUAAAAGAGCUGAACAAGACUGAUACAUUGAUGAAGCAGAACCGAAAAAAAAUCGUUCCGAAUUCAGACCCAAACUCAGGCGUCAAAAAUACAGCAAUGCAUUUCCAUGAUCAAAAAUUUGGGGAAUCUAGUGGGAAGAUAGGGUUCGAAGAUAGCCUUGUAUCAGGAACAAAGAUCGGAAUCCAAAGUCACAAGAACAUCAACUCAAAGAAAAAGGCAAUUAACGAAAAGAGAAAGAAAAUUGACAAAAUUCAGGAAAAAUAUGAACAUCCUGAUAACAAGCAGGAACCCAAGAGGAAUAUGAGAGGAUAUUCAUUACAAGAGCCAGGUCGAAAUAAAAAUGGCAAGCUGAUUAAAGGGACUAAUGUCUCACAGAAAAGAGAGGUGCAGCAGAAUGUUGAAGAUGGGAUCCAGGCUUCCAAAAUUACUGCUCAUAAAAGAAACGUCUUCAAAACAAAGAAAGGCAGCGAAAUGCUUCCCCAAGAAAGAGCUAGUUUCAAGAGAAAGAAGGAUAUUGAGGAAGAAAUGAUAGAUGAGAAGAUGAAUACCCAAACAUUCAGGUUUACAAACCAAUUCAAGUCUGAUAUUGAUGCAGAUGGAGAAUAUCUACUUGAUGAUGAAGAUAACCAAUAUGACGAAGAAAUAGCAGAAGAAAUAGAGUCAAGAUCUAAUGACUCUCCUAGAAAUAACACUAAGAAUAUGAAAUUGAGGAAAGAUACUGGGCCGAUGGAGAUUCCUUCUGACACUAAUCCAUUACAUAAAAAGAAAUCACGACAGGAAGACUCUAUUGAGGGGAUUGGAACUCCAAAUAGCAGGCCUCCAAAAGUCCCAAACCACAAGCCUAAUACCAAAAUUACUUUGGCAUCCCCAGCUCAUCAAAUAUUCACUACAAAGAGACAGAAAAAGGAGCUAGAAGAACAAAAAGAGAAAAACUUAGAAGUAUUAGAAAAGAGAUAUAGUGAGCCUCCAAAACCUCACCAGAACCUUCUUGCGUCUAAGCCUCCCAAAGAUGAAAUCUCAAAGGACAACUAUCUUGAUAUUGGCUUAAGUAACGAUAUGGUUGGAGCUAGCUCAGGCUCACUUUUAUACCCAGAGAAAAGGGUUGAAAUGAGAAAACUCCUUGACAAAAUGAGAAGUGCAUACACGAAGGAGGCCCUCCUACAGACUCCUGUAGGCCAACAUAACAAUUUUAAUUAA
Molecule: messenger RNA, 2507 nt
Organism: Moneuplotes crassus
Lineage: Eukaryota; Ciliophora; Spirotrichea; Euplotida; Euplotidae
Source: the annotation of a GenBank genome assembly